UGACUGUCGACUCUGCUGCGCUCCCUGUAAGAUGCUGCUCAGUGUCUGCCUCGCUCUUCUCUUGGUGAUCGGAGGAGCAGAAAAUGAGACAACUCGGCUGGAGCUAGUAAGCAAGAAGACCAUGGACUGCUCCGUUUUCGGUCAUGGAAUGAAUUUAAAGUGCAGGCGGGGAAAUGUCUUCUGGUUCAAAUCUGCACCAGACGGAUCACCACCCACUUUCAUCUUUAAUCAAACGACCGAGGAAAAGGCUGAAUGCAAGAGAGAACCACAGCAGAAGUGUGUUUUCCGCACCUCAAGAAACGUCACUGUCAACAACAGUGACCCUGACUUCUGUGCUGUGCUCUCAUGUGGACACAUUCUAGUUGGGAAUUUCUCAAAAGCCAUGAAUGAAUCUUCUCCUCAGGAUCUGGUGAUUCCAGGUGUGUUGGGAGGUGGACUCCUCAUCUGUGUGGGAGUCAUCGCUGCACUCCUUUACAUCAUCAUGAAACUGAAGCGAGAUUUGCUUGCGGCUACUUCUUUCCGGAAUCCCACCGCAGGUGACAGGAAUGGUCCACAGAGUGGCUUCGCUGCCAUGGAGGAGAAUGGAGAUGUCCUGACGUAUGCAACUCCAAGCACCACCAGUAGGAGAACUGCUGGCAAACCACCUGUGAGCCAGUUGGAGAGUGUGAUCUAUUCUAAUGUGAGAGUUGGAGAACCGAGGAUCUGUUUUGAAGACCACUGACAACU
This is a messenger RNA of Synchiropus splendidus (mandarinfish), 726 nucleotides long. RefSeq lists its product as uncharacterized. Lineage: Eukaryota; Metazoa; Chordata; Actinopteri; Syngnathiformes; Callionymidae. The transcript is spliced from 5 exons. The coding region runs from base 32 to 721 and encodes 229 amino acids. The record is from RefSeq and is a predicted model, not a curated record.